Galendromus occidentalis (western predatory mite) is the source of this 1706-nucleotide messenger RNA. RefSeq names its product Nedd8-activating enzyme E1 regulatory subunit APP-BP1 (gene APP-BP1). Gene Ontology annotation, biological process: protein neddylation. NCBI's taxonomy places the organism in Eukaryota, Metazoa, Arthropoda, Arachnida, Mesostigmata, Phytoseiidae. Gene Ontology annotation, cellular component: cytoplasm. The coding region runs from base 1 to 1638 and encodes 545 amino acids. The transcript has 9 exons. Gene Ontology annotation, molecular function: NEDD8 activating enzyme activity. The record is from RefSeq and is a predicted model, not a curated record.
AUGGCGUCGACUAGAGGCAAGUUCGAAACCCGGUCUCCCGAAAAUGAAAAGACGAAAAAAUAUGAUCGUCAGCUCCGCUUGUGGGGCGAUCACGGUCAGUCCUUCCUCGAGAACGCGCGAGUGUGUCUCAUCAACGCCACGGCUACCGGCACUGAAAUCCUGAAGGGUCUCGUCCUUCCCGGGAUCGGUGCAUUUACGAUCGUCGAUGGAAACAAUGUCACGGGGGAAGACGUUGGGCGUAAUUUCUUCCUACUCAAGCAUUCCAUCGGAUCGAAUAGAGGGAGCGCAGCCUGUCAACAGCUCCUCGAACUCAACCCACACGUGCGAGGGGAUUACAUAGAUGAGUCGUGUGAAACUCUACUCGCCACCAACCCGUCGUAUUUCACGACGUUCUCCGUGGUGAUUGCCACUGGCAUGCCCGAGUCAACAGUCCUGCAAUUGAGCAAAUUAUUGCACGUUGCCAACGUGCCCCUACUUUUAUGUAAAUCAUUCGGGCAGAUAGGUUACAUCAGGCUGCAAACUCCAGAGCAUACAAUCAUCGAGUCUCAUCCAGAUGACGGUUUCGAUGACUUGCGAUUGACCGAUCCUUUUCCGGGACUGCGGAAGCACGUGGACUCGAUCGAUCUGGAGAGCUUGAGUCGCGCGGAACACGCUCACGUUCCUUACAUCGUGAUUUUAUUGAAAGCCCUCGAUCGAUGGCGGGAAAAGCAUGGACCCACCAGUUUACCGACGUACAGCGAGAAGAAGGAUUUCGAAUCGAUCAUCGAGAGCCUAAAAUUUAAGCAUCACGAGGGAGAUGACACUCCGCACGUCGAACCUUUAAAUUUCGAAGAAGCUAUCAAAGCGCGUGCUCGCACUCUACGAAAAACGGAGAUCCCGGACAAUGUGAAGAAGCUGUUCGAGGAUAAGGAAUGCGAGAACUUGAACCCCAAAAGCAAACCUUUCUGGAUCAUGGUUCGAGCCCUAAGAGAUUUCGUCGCAGUCAAUGGAACGCUUCCUCUCCGUGGCUCCAUCCCCGACAUGACGUCCGAUUCGGACAGCUACGUGAGGUUGGCAGGGGUGUACAAGACGGAAGCCGACAAGCACUGCGAAGACAUCUGUAACCGCGUCAAUGAAAUCCUGACGGCGUUGGGAAAGCCCUUAGACAUCGUGUGCGAGCCCGAAAUCCAUAUUCUUUGCAGAAACUCCCACACACUGGACGUACUACGAACGCGGCCCAUCUUCGAAGAAUAUGAGCGACCGAAGUCAAAUCUAAUAACCGACAGCCUCCGGAACAAUUAUCAACCCGAGGAGCCGGAGAUCGUUUACUAUGUGCUGCUCAGAGCUGUCGAUAAGUUCUUCGAGUCGUUCAAGAGAUACCCAGGAUGCCUCACUCACUUGAUGGAAACCGAUAUCUCUAAGCUCAAGAGUAUCUACAGCAAACUCGUUCAAGAAUGGGGCAUAGGACCCUUUCCCAAAGACGACCUCAUCCAUGAAAUGUGUCGGUUCGGGGCUUCGGAGCUCCAUACGAUCGCGUCCGUUGUGGGCGGCUGCGCUGCACAGGAAGUCAUCAAGGUGGUCACCCACCAAUAUGUUCCCAUAAACAACACUUUCAUAUUCAACGGCAUCCUGUGCACAUCGACGACUUUCGACUUGUAGGAACAUUCUAUGCUCGAAUCCGAGGUAGCGCACCCGUUGAAGCGGAUUCUCCGCUGGUCCGCUGCAGA